AUGGCCCGGCCGCUGCUCGUGCUGGCGCUGGCCCUGGCGCUGGCGGCCGCCUGCUGCUCCUCCUCCUCGGGCCCCGAGGGCGCGGGCAGCGGCAACGGCAGCGGCACGGUGGUGACGAUGGCGGUGGUGCUGCCGCAGCACAACGUGAGCUACCCGUGGGCCUGGCCGCGUGUGGCGCCGGCGGUGGCGCUGGCGCUCGAGGCGCUGGAGCCGGGGCUGCGGGCGGCCGGCCUGUCGGUGCGCACCUUCUUCAACACGUCGGAGCUGAACGGCGCCUGCUCGGAGUACGUGGCGCCGCUCAAGGCGGUGGACCUGAUGCUCUACCACGACCCGGACGUGCUGCUGGGCCCCGGCUGCGUCUACCCGGCCGCCUCGGUGGGCCGCUUCGCCUCGCACUGGCGCCUGCCGCUGCUCACCGCCGGCGCCGUGGCCUCGGGCUUCAGCCGCAAGAAGGACGGCUUCAGCACCCUGGUGCGCACCGGCCCGUCGGCGCCCAAGCUCGGCGCCUUCGUGGCCCACCUGCACGAGCUCUUCAACUGGAGCUCCCGCGCCGCGCUGCUCUACGUGGACCGCAAGACCGACGACCGGCCCUUCUACUUCACCAUCGAGGGCGUCUACGAGGAGCUGCACGAGGCCGCCAACCUCACCGUCCGCUACCACAUCUACGCCCCCCACGACCCCCACCACCACCACGCCGAUCCUAACUUUGCUCACCCGCUUGUCAAUUUGUUUUGCCAGGAACUUUGCCGGGAAACACUCUUGGCAAAGAACCGGCAUCAAAUCUGCAAAACAAUUUCCAAUAGAACAGUAAAGAUGCUGCUGAAAGCUCACAGAGCAGCUGCAGCAGCAGCAGAGAUGAAAAACGAGUCAGUCGUCUACAUCUGUGGGCCACUGGAGAUGUUGCACCAGAUCAUGCGCUUGGCCCAGUGCGAGAGCAUGACCAACGGCGACUACGUCUUCUUCUAUGUGGAUGUUUUUGGGGAGAGCCUGCGUGCAGAGGGGCAUCGAGAGGCCGCCAAGCCCUGGCAGAGCAAGGAGAGCCCCGAUCCAAGUGGCCUCCAAGACGCCUUCCAGACGGUGCUGGUGAUCACAUACCAUGAGCCCCAAACGCCUGAGUACCAGCACUUCCAGAAGCAGCUGAUCCUGCGGGCCCGGGCAGAGUUUGGCGUGGAGCUCAACGCCUCGCUGAAGAACUUGGUGGCCGGCUGCUUCCACGACGGGCUCCUCCUCUAUGCUGCCGUGCUGAACGAGACGCUGCGUGAAGGUGGAAGCAAGCGGGACUCCAGCCGCAUCCUCCAGAAAAUGAAGGGCCGGAAAUUCCAGGGUGUCACUGGGACCGUGAGCAUGGACAACAACAAUGAUCGAGAGACAGAUUUUGACGUGUGGGCCAUGGCAGACUUGGAAACCGGAGAAUAUCAGGUGGUGGGUCAUUACAUGGGAUCAGAGAAGCAGAUGAAUUGGGUGGGACCCAUCCACUGGAAGAAGGGGGGGCCUCCUCUCGACAACCCUCCCUGUGUCUUUGAUGUGGAUGACCCCACCUGUGAUAAAACUCCGCUCUCCACCUUGGCCAUCGUGGCGCUGGGAGCCGGACUCACCUUUAUCAUGUUUGGAGUUUCCAGCUUCCUGAUCUUCAGGAAGCUGAUGCUGGAGAAGGAGCUCGCCAGUAUGCUGUGGCGGAUCCGCUGGGAGGAACUGCAGUUUGGGAGUUCCGAGCGCUACCACAAGGGGGCAGGCAGCCGCCUCACCCUCUCUCUGCGUGGCUCUAGCUAUGGCUCCCUGAUGACGGCACAUGGCAAGUACCAGAUCUUUGCCAACACCGGCCUCUUCAAGGGGAAUGUCGUGGCCAUCAAACACGUCAACAAGAAGCGGAUUGACCUGACGAGGCAGGUGCUCUUCGAACUCAAACACAUGCGAGACAUCCAGUUCAACCACCUGACGCGCUUCAUCGGGGCCUGCAUUGACCCUCCCAACAUCUGCAUCGUGACGGAAUACUGUCCCCGGGGCAGCUUGCAGGACAUUCUGGAGAACGAGAGCAUCAACCUGGACUGGAUGUUCCGCUACUCCCUCAUCAAUGACCUCGUCAAGGGCAUGGCGUUCCUGCACAGCAGCAUCAUCGGGCAGCACGGCAGCCUCAAGUCCUCCAACUGCGUGGUGGACAGCCGCUUUGUGCUCAAGAUCACCGACUACGGCCUGGCCAGCUUCCGCCAGAGCAGCGAGGGGGAGGGCAGCCACGCCCUUUACGCCAAGAAGCUGUGGACCGCCCCAGAGCUCCUGCAGAACCGGCGCCUGCCCCCUCCUGCCAUGCAGAAGGCCGAUGUCUACAGCUUUGGGAUCAUCCUGCAAGAGAUCGCCCUGCGCAACGGGGCCUUCUACGUGGAGGGCAUGGACCUCAGCCCCAAAGAGAUUGUGCAGAAGGUGCGCAACAGCCAGCGGCCCUACUUCCGCCCCACGGUCGACACCCGGCUGCACAGCGAGGAGCUGGCCGUCCUCAUGGAGCGCUGCUGGGCUCAGGAGCUGGCCGAGCGCCCCGACUUCACCCAGAUCAAGAUCUUCAUCCGGCGCUUCAACAAGGAGGGCAGCGCCAGCAUCCUGGACAACCUGCUCUCGCGCAUGGAGCAGUACGCCAACAACCUGGAGAAGCUGGUGGAGGAGCGCACCCAGGCCUACCUAGAGGAGAAGCGCAAGGCGGAGAACUUGCUCUACCAGAUCCUGCCCCACUCCGUGGCCGAGCAGCUCAAGCGUGGGGAGACGGUGCAGGCAGAGGCCUUCGACUGCGUCACCAUCUACUUCAGCGACAUUGUGGGCUUCACCUCCCUGUCGGCGGAGAGCACCCCCAUGCAGGUGGUGACCCUGCUCAACGACCUUUACACUUGCUUUGAUGCCAUCAUCGACAACUUUGAUGUCUACAAGGUGGAGACCAUUGGCGAUGCCUACAUGGUGGUGUCGGGGCUGCCCGUGCGGAACGGCAAGCUGCACGCCCACGAGAUCGUCCGCAUGGCCCUUGCCCUCCUGGAGGCCGUGAAGACCUUCCGCAUCCGGCACCGGCCAAGCGAGCAGCUGCACCUGCGGAUCGGCAUCCACUCUGGGCCGGUGUGUGCCGGAGUGGUGGGCCUCAAGAUGCCUCGCUAUUGCCUCUUCGGGGACACGGUCAACACAGCCUCCCGCAUGGAGUCCAACGGCGAGGCCUUGAAGAUCCAUGUGUCGGCCUCCACCAAAGAGAUCCUGGAUGAGUUUGGCUGCUUUGAGCUGGAGCUGAGGGGGGACGUGGAGAUGAAGGGCAAGGGGAAGCUGCGGACCUACUGGCUGCUGGGUGAGAAGGACCUCGGUGUCAUCUGA
This is a messenger RNA of Heteronotia binoei (common prickly gecko), 3336 nucleotides long. RefSeq names its product natriuretic peptide receptor 2 (gene NPR2). Lineage: Eukaryota; Metazoa; Chordata; Lepidosauria; Squamata; Gekkonidae. Gene Ontology annotation, cellular component: membrane. The transcript is spliced from 23 exons. Gene Ontology annotation, biological process: intracellular signal transduction; protein phosphorylation; receptor guanylyl cyclase signaling pathway. Bases 1 to 3336 code for a protein of 1111 amino acids. The record is from RefSeq and is a predicted model, not a curated record. Gene Ontology annotation, molecular function: peptide hormone binding; natriuretic peptide receptor activity; protein kinase activity.